Messenger RNA from Vitis riparia (riverbank grape), 1381 nucleotides. RefSeq names its product protein ELC-like. The transcript has 2 exons. Gene Ontology annotation, cellular component: ESCRT I complex. The record is from RefSeq and is a predicted model, not a curated record. Bases 146 to 1144 code for a protein of 332 amino acids. Gene Ontology annotation, biological process: endosome to lysosome transport; protein transport; protein modification process. Gene Ontology annotation, molecular function: ubiquitin binding. Lineage: Eukaryota; Viridiplantae; Streptophyta; Magnoliopsida; Vitales; Vitaceae.
ACUUCAAAGAAGCUGUUAGGUUGACUUAGGUCUUGUGCCUUGUGGGUCUUUUUUUAUUUGGUAGUUGGAGAACAAAAGCUUGUAAAAUUCUUACUUCUCAACAUUUCAGCUUCUGAUCGAUGAUCCAAGCUUAUGUAUCUCUCAAAUGGUACCACCAUCUCCGAUUCGAUUUAUUGAAACUGCUCUUUCCUGCACUGGCCCUUUUGCUGUGUCCUACACCGACCCUGAUCAGAAAUGGCUCAUUAGAAAACACCUCAUUUCCUUGAUUCAGAAUUUCCCCAACCUAAGCCCUUCUGUUGAUCCAUUUUUUCAUGAUAAUGGCUCCACUGUCAACCUGCUGAAUGUAAGGGGCUAUCUCCAUGUGUCUCAGUCCACACCUCCUAUCCCCAUUAAUAUUUGGCUCCAUGAAAACUACCCUUUUAUGGCUCCACUUGUGUUUGUCUCAUCAGAUCCCACCUCCCCAAUCCAUGGCAACCAUCCUUUUGUGGAUUCUUCCGGUGCCACCGCCUCCCCUUACCUCAUAUACUGGAACCACCCUCAUUCCAAUCUCUCUGAUUUUGUCCAUAACCUUGUCAAGCUCUUCUCCCAUGACCACCCUUUUGUGUAUUUGCCAGCUUCAAGCUUCACCCACCCCUCACUUGUAUCCAAACAGGAAGCUCUUGACAGGCUUGCCGGGCGCCUGCACUACGACAUAGCGGCAAUCAGGGCUAAAACAGCAGAAGAAAUCGAGGAGCUGUCAGCCCUGCAAGGGGAAAUGGUGAAGAGAGUUGGGAUUGCUACAAGUAUAGUGAUGGGGCUUGAUCAUGAGAAGAAGAAGCUGAAAAGGAGGGUGAAGGAGCUGACAGACGAGGCGGAUAUGCUUAUGAAUUGGGUAACUUUUAAUGAUCCAAAGAAUGUUAUGGCUGUUACCGGGGAAGAUCGAAUGGAGGAUGUGAUUGAAGCGGCGGAUGAGAAGUCGGAAGUGGUGCUUGAUCAAUUGGCUAGGGAUAAUGCCAUGGAAGACUUGAUGUAUGAGUUGGACAAGGCUGUUGAACAGGGGGUGGUGACCCUUCAAGCCUACAUAAAAGAAGUGAGAGCCACUGCAAGGGAGCAGUUCUUCUACAGGGCCAUGCUACUCCAUGGCUUCAUUGAAUUGAAGGGCUAGGUUCCAAUUUGGUACAAUAGGGGAAAAAGUUCCUCAAUCAAAGGCUCUUCUUAAUCUCGUAGACGCAUUUUAAAGUCAUUUAGAGCCGAUAGUAUCCAUAUGAUUUACGUAAUUGUGUUACUGUUCUUCCCUCCCAUUUUCUACUCAAUAUGACUCUUAUAUUGUUGUAAUUCCUUUCAGCCAUGGGGUGAAAAGAUAUGAAAUGGAAAUAAUUAAUUGUGUGUUUUUGCCUGGAAA